Messenger RNA from Andrographis paniculata, 1218 nucleotides. Its product is annotated as peroxidase 27-like. Bases 39 to 1007 code for a protein of 322 amino acids. Gene Ontology annotation, biological process: response to oxidative stress; hydrogen peroxide catabolic process. The transcript has 4 exons. The record is from RefSeq and is a predicted model, not a curated record. Gene Ontology annotation, cellular component: plant-type cell wall; plasmodesma. Lineage: Eukaryota; Viridiplantae; Streptophyta; Magnoliopsida; Lamiales; Acanthaceae. Gene Ontology annotation, molecular function: heme binding; peroxidase activity.
CAGAUAUUUCCUAAUAUUAACAUUACAAAAUCAAGACCAUGGCAGUUCUAAAGCUUUCCAUGGUUUGCUUUCUGCUCUUCAUCUUGCAUUCUAAUGCACAGACACUGAGCCUUGAUUUUUAUUCCAAGACAUGCCCGAGUUUGGCGAAGACAGUUAGCGACACGACAGCAAGGUUUAUUUAUGCAGCACCAUCACUCGCACCGGCUUUGCUGAGAUUGCAUUUCCACGACUGUUUUGUUGACGGAUGUGAAGGAUCCAUACUCCUGAACUCUACGAGCAAUAACACCGCAGAGAAAGAUGCGAUCCCCAACCGGAGCCUCCGAGGGUUCCAAGUGAUUGAUGCUGUUAAAUUGGAAGUCGAGAAGAAGUGCCCUGGACAAGUUUCCUGUGCUGAUAUUUUGGCUUUAGUUGCAAGAGAUGCAGUUUCACAGAUUAAAGGGCCGUUUUGGAAAGUUCCAUUGGGGCGAAGAGACAGUAGAGUGUCGAUUGGAAGUCGAGCAUUGACUAAUCUCCCACCUCCCUUCUUCAACAUUACACAGCUAAUAGCAUCCUUUGCAUCGAAGGGUUUAAGUGUUAAGGAUCUUGUUGUCUUGUCAGGUGGUCACACCAUUGGCGUGUCCCACUGCUCAAGCUUCACAACUCGCAUAUACAACUUCACCGGAAGGGGCGACGCCGACCCUACAAUGGAUCCUAACUAUGUCACGGAGCUCAAGAAGGUAUGUGGGCCAACCGACACGACCACCAUUGUCCAGAUGGAUCCAGGCAGCUCUAAGGAUUUCGACAAUGACUAUUUCAGUAUUGUGAAGAAAAGAAGGGGCCUUUUCCAGUCAGACGCUGCACUUCUGAACAAUGCAGAGACCAGCAAAUACAUUCAAAGUCAUUCAUUCAACCAGUUUGAUAAGACUUUCUUCUCUGAUUUUGCUGAAUCAAUGCAGAAAAUGGGAAGCAUUGGGGUGCUGACAGGAACUGCUGGAGAAAUCAGGAGGGUUUGUUCUGUUGUGAACUGAAAUAAGGAUUAGGGUUUGUGGGAUUUCUGUUAUAUUCUUUCGAUCUGUGUGUUCAAUUGAGUGCAUUUAUUUCUUCUGUGAGAGUGCAUUGUUUUGGAUUGUUUAAAGUCAAUGUUUUCUUUUGGGAUGAUCUAAAUGAUUUGGAUGUAUUGAAAUUCUUUCUUGUCGAAUUGCAAGUGAAUCAAUUGUAUACUUUUUCUUUUUUAACUUU